Molecule: messenger RNA, 3150 nt
Organism: Plasmodium gallinaceum
Lineage: Eukaryota; Apicomplexa; Aconoidasida; Haemosporida; Plasmodiidae
Product: DEAD box helicase, putative
Exons: 8
Coding region: 1-3150 (1049 amino acids)
Biological process (GO): establishment of sister chromatid cohesion; nucleobase-containing compound metabolic process
Cellular component (GO): nucleus
Molecular function (GO): DNA helicase activity; hydrolase activity, acting on acid anhydrides, in phosphorus-containing anhydrides; DNA binding
Source: RefSeq, a predicted model, not a curated record
AUGUUUGACGUAUUUAAUGAUGAAAUUUGUAAUUUUUUUCCUUUUGAUCCAUACAAAAUACAAUUAAACUUUAUGAGAAUUUUUUAUGAAAUUUUAAAAAAUUCGAAUAUUAAAAUAAAUGAAAAUGUGAAAUUAGUAUAUGAUAUUAUUAAACAAAGUGAAAAAUUACAAAUUAUGUUAAAGGAUGAAAAAAAUAUAAAUGUAAAUAUGUAUGAUGAUAAUAAUACAAUAACAAAAAAUGAAUAUACUAAUGAAAAUUUAGAAGAAGAUAAUAAUAGUUAUGAGCAUAUUAUUUGUGAAAUGAAAACAGGAUCAGGAAAAUCACUAACAUUGUUGACUUCUAUUAUAUAUUGGUUUUUCAAGCAUAAAUUUGAUUUAUUUCUUCUAAAAGAAAGAGUAGAAAUAAAAAAAAAUGAACCAGAAUGGAUAAAAGAAAGUGUAAUAGAAAAGAUAAUAGAAAAGUAUAAAUAUAUUUUAGAAAAUGAAAAUAAAAAAAAAGAAAUAGACAAAAGUAUUCUAAAUAAAUAUUUUUCCUUUACUGAUGAUAAGAUAAAUUUACAUGAAAAUAUAGUUAUAGAAAAGAAAAAAGUUCAGUUAGAAAAAAGUGAAUUCAGUGAAAACUUUCUAUUAGAAGACAAAAAUGAAGAUAUCUUGAGUGAUUGCUAUAUUGAAGAAAUGAAUAAAAAACAGAUUUUUAUCUGCAGUAGAACACAAUCACAAUUAAAUCAAUAUUUUCAUGAAUUAAAAAAAAUUGAAAAGAAAAUAAAAAAUGAAAUUUUUGUAAAUAUGAUUAUAAUUGGCAGUAGAAAACAUUUAUGUAUAAAUGAAAAUUUCUUAAGAAGAUAUAAAAGUGUAAACGAAUUAAAUGAUUGUUGUAAAAGUAGUUAUUGUAAAUAUAAAGAAAUUUUUAAUGAGAAAAUGAUACAAAUAAAUAAAAAAAAAAAAAAAAAAAAAAAAAUUUUCUAUAAUUCUUCAUCAAGCAGUGAUAAUACAGAAUGUGAAGACAACAAUAAAAUAAAUAAUUAUAAUUUAGUGACAAAAUUAAUAAAUACAAAAAAUGUAAAUAUGAAUGAAAUAAAAGAUAUAUGUAGAAAUGAAAAAAUAGAAAUAUGCCCUUAUUAUUUAUGUAAAGAAAAUAUAAAAAACGCCGAUAUCGUUUUAUUACCAUAUAUUUGUAUAUUAAAUGAAAACAUUAGAAAUAAUUUAAAAAUAAAUAUAAAAAAUAACAUUGUUAUUUUUGAUGAAUCUCAGAAUAUUAUAGAAAAUAUAAAUAAUUGUAAUUCUACAUAUAUUGAAAAUCAUCAGAUUCUUUUUUGUAAAUUAAUUUUAAAGGAAUAUAUUCAAAAAUAUAAGAAUGUGUUAACUAAUAAUAAUAUUAUUAUGAUUAAACAAAUUAUCAUUUAUUGCGAUUUACUUUUAGAUUCAUUCAAAUUAGUUGAUGAAAAUGUAAUGAAUAUAAAUAAAUUUACUGUUUUAUCUAAAUUGGAUGCAUUAAACUUAAAUAACAUUUUAAAUUUUUUAAACAACUCUCUAUUUUGUAGAAAAAUUAAAAUUUUCGCAGAAACAUAUAUGAACAGAAAUUACAAAAAUUAUGCAAAUGAUAGCAUUAUUAAAACAUCUUCCAUUUAUUUAUUAAGUGAAUUUACAAAUAAAUUAAUUAAAUCAAACAAAUAUGACUAUAUAUAUUUAAAUAAUAAUGAUGAUAAUAUUGAAUACAAUGAUAUGAUAAGCAGAAAUGAACAUUUAAAAAAAAAUACAACAUCAGAAAAUAAGGAUAUUAAAAUACAUGAAGUGGAAGUAGUAGAUAAUAAAAAAAGAAGUAAAUUAAAUGAAAUGUAUGAAACGGAUGCAAAAAAAAAAAAAAAGAAUGAAAGAAAUAAUGAUAAUAAUGAAAAAGAAGAAAUACUUUUAAAAGAUGAACAGCUUGACAAUUUUAAAAAAUUUUUUGAAGAGUUAUUUGUAAUUAAGAAAAAAGAUUUAUUUAGAAAAAUAGAAAUAAUAAGUGUUAGUUCGUGUAAUAAUUUUCAACUUAUAACUAAAAACUGUAGUAAUGUAAUUCUAAUUGGAGGAACAUUAUAUCCAAUAGAAGAGUUUUUGUUAUUAUUUCUAAAUGAAAAAAAAAAUAAAAUAAAAAUAUAUUCUUCUGAUUAUAUUUUUAAUGAAGAAAAUAUUUUUUCAAGAAUAAUAAGUACCAAUUUAAUUACGUAUGAAUGUAUUGAUAAUACAUAUAAAAACCGAUUUGAUAAAAAACAUUUAUUAAAUUUAUCAAUACAAAUAUAUAUAUUAACCUUAUAUGUAAAUUAUGGCAAUAUUAUUUUUUUUCCUUCUUAUAAUUUUUUAAAUAUCUUUAUGUGUUUUUUAAAUAAAGAAGGAAAUUAUGUAUUAAAUGAAAUGAAGAAAAAAAAAUAUGUUUUCUUUGAAAAAAAAAAUAAUAAUGAUAUUUUAAAAGAUUAUAUAGAUCAUAUUGUAAUGAUAAAAAAACAAGAUGAAAAAAUGAGAAUUAAAAAUGGAUGUAUUUUGUUUUGUGUUAUGAAUGCAAAAUUGAGUGAAGGAAUAAAUUUUUAUAAUGAAUUUUGUAGAAACAUUUUAAUUGUAGGUAUCCCUUUUUUUAAAUAUGAAAAACCAAAUGAAUCUAAUAAAUUCAUGUUAGAUAAAAAUUCCCUUAUUUUAAAUUACUAUAAAACGUAUUCUACAGAAGUAAUUAAUGAUGAAAAGAGUUCUGUCAAAAAUCCACAUAGGAAAUCCAUAUUAAUGUAUGAAGAUAUAAAUAAAAUGUGUAAUACUUAUCAAUUAAAAUAUGCUAUGAAAAUAAUCAACCAAUGUAUAGGAAGAAGUUUACGACAUAUUAACGAUUUUUCUUCUUUUUUUUUUCUUGAUUUUCGAUUUACAAAAAAGGAAAUAUUUGAUAACUUUCCUUCAUUUAUUAAAAAACAUUUGAGUAAUAUCACAAAUUUUUCAGCUGUUGAAAAAAAAAAUAAAUUUUUAGAAGUGAAAGAAAAGUUUUAUAAAAUAUUUAUAGACUUUAAAAAUUAUUAUAACAAAAAUUUUUCUAAUUUACAAUUUUCAGAACUUAAUGAAGUGCAAUUAAAAAACUUUAUAUGUGAUUUAUAUUGUCUUAAGGAUUUUCAUGAAAAAAUGAAAAAUAUAUGA